This is a messenger RNA of Hydra vulgaris (swiftwater hydra), 3458 nucleotides long. RefSeq names its product myb-like protein D. NCBI's taxonomy places the organism in Eukaryota, Metazoa, Cnidaria, Hydrozoa, Anthoathecata, Hydridae. The record is from RefSeq and is a predicted model, not a curated record.
ACAUUUUGUACAAAUAAUUUCCGAGAAAUAAUGAGGAACGAAAAUUGAUGCGGAAAUGAAAUUUCUAUGCUUAAUUUUUUUAUUUUUUUCCAUUUAUACAGAAGUUACAGGUGAUGUUUCUUUAAAAAGAAAUAGUUCUAUCGAGGAUUCCGAAGUAACAGUUAUAUUAUCAGAUGAUAACGAUGAUACCGUUAGUCAUGACCUUAGAAGCAAGAAAAAAGAUAACGUAAAUGCUAAAAGGAGCAAUUCAAAACAAAAAUGUUACGAAAAUUUUCAAGAAAUAAAUCCGGAAAAAAAGUCUCUAGAGAGUACAGAACUUACAGCGGAAAAAAAGUCUUUAGAAAGUACAGAACUUACAGCGCAAAUUUUUGAUCAGUUAGAAAAUAUGGAGAAAAAAACUAAAAAACUUCUGAAACUAAGAAAAAAACAAAAUCAAUCAAAGAGUGUUUUCAAUGGUAAACAAUCAGUUUAUGGUACAGACAGUAGACCAUCGUUAACAGGAGCUGAUAAGCAGCAUGUUAGCUUGGUUGAUGGCAAUAUAAAAGCUCUAGCAGAGCUUGGUGGUACGGGAAAAAUUCCAAAACUUCCAUUUUAUGUUCAAGAAGCUGUUGCUGAAGAAGUAACUUUGCCUGACACUGAAAAUAAAGAUGAUACGAUAUAUGUAAAUACCAAGGUCAAACCGCAGGAAGUUUACAAUCAAAAAAAGUCAAAAAUAUGCUCAGAAAUUACUACUUCAAAAAAACAAAAAAGAGACAUUGAAGAAACUAGUGGGGAAACAAGCGUUCAAGACGACCCUCACCACGAAGAAACUUUACUUCACUCUUCAGUUAAUGGAGAAAAUGAUAUGUUAGAUGAAGAAAGCGGUAGUGUUGAUGAAGAUAGCGGAUCUGUUGGAAAUACUGUUAACAAGUUGGAAAAACUUAUAUAUGACAACAAGCAUAAAAUAUUUAGUAAUCAAAACAGAUUUCAUACAUAUGGAUCUCAGAGAAGCAUUUUUGAGAAUAACAUUUUAAAAAAUAACGAGAUCACCAAUGUAAAUUUUGCAAAUAGAGAUCACGAUUUUGACGAAGAAAAUGAUUACGAAUCAGGUUACACUGAAGAAGAACUUGAAAGAGGAGUUGAGCAAGAAUCAAAUGAUUUUCAAUAUAACGACAAUAAAGAUGAUAGUUUAAUAUUACCAGAAAAUACUGAAGCAAAUAAAAUUAUAGAUUCAAAUAUGAAUAUUAAAAUCAAUAACUAUCUAACAAAUCUAGCUCAAUACCAAAAUGAAAGAGACGCCAACAAUGACUAUUUAAGUUAUAACGAAGACAAGGUACUCAAUCAACUAGUUAAUCGCGAUAAAGAUAAAAUGAUCAAUCAAUUAAGCAAACAUGUAAAAAAGGAUGGAACAAUAUAUGAAAUUCAAAGCAAUCGAGAUGUAGAAACUAUUGAAAAUGAACAAAACUUAAAUCAUGAUAAUGAAGUUUACUAUAUUGCAAACGAAGAAAACAAUAACAUUGCUUCCUUUGUACCUUCUCGAUUCAUGUCUAAUAACUCACUAAUUGAAAAUGAAAUAGUAGUAGACGAAGAUGGCAGUGCCGUAGAAGAAGUUGCUGAUUUAGAUUUCAGUACUCAAGAAGAUUUAACUAAGUCUAAUAAAUUUGUAAAAAGUAUGAAAACUGUCAAAAAUAAACUAAAUAAACCCAGACUAAUUAAUAGUUCAAGUCUAGUAAAACAAAAAAAUAAAAAAAUACUGUUUAGUGGUGUGAUAAGAAACAAAAAAGCUCAGGAUCAAAAACUUUUACCGAAUUCAUCGUAUUUUUAUAAUAAACCAACGACAACAAAAGCCGCUACGGAAUUUCUAAACUCUUCAAAAUCAUGGCCUUUUCGAAUCAUUCACACAAAAAUUAAAAAGCAGGAAAACGAUUUAGAAGUAGGCCAUCAAAAUAUUAAACAUAAAAAAACAAAUAAAAAAACAAAUAAAAAAGUGCAAUCUAGUAUAAAGGGAAAAAAUAGUAAAAACGUCCUUCGCUUAAAUGAAAAUUCAAAAAAAAAUGAAAAGAUGCAGCAAAAGAAAAAAGAAAAAUAUAAAAAAAAUAAAAAUAAAAAAAUAAAAGAAAAAUUUUUAAAAAAAAGUAAAAAACACGAGGAAAUUAUAAAUAAGUCUGUGAACAAAAAACAGAAGCAAAGCAAAUCUAAAAAGCAAAGAAAAUCUAAAAGUAAUCACUUAAAAGCACCAGUCACACCAGCGAGACUAAAGACACAUACAGAAAAUAAGUUUAAAGAACAAAAAAAAGAUAAGAAUAAAAAGGACCAAAAAACUAUAAACAAUGACCAAGCAAGACAAAAAAAAAUUAACAAUGACCGUGCAGACCACAAAAAAGUAAAUAAUGAUAAAAAAAUUUCAAAUGAAAAAAAAUACAAUAAUAAAGAAAACAACGACAAAAAUGAAAAUGACGAAUAUGCUAAUGAAAACAUAAAAAGUGAUAGAAAAAACAACGACAAAAAAGGGGUUCAACUAAACAAAAAUGUCAAAAAUAUGGACAAUAGAAAAGGCAAUGAUACUAAUAGAAAUGGUAAUGAAUUAAAAAAAGAAGAAAAUAACAAAGGAAAAACUUAUCAACAGCAUAAUAACACAACAAAAAAAAAAAAAGAAGAGGAGGAUAAAAUAGCAAAGACUGGAACAUUGACCAAACUUAAAUCAAGCCAUAAUUCCUCCAAUAAUGAAAACAAAGCUGGCAAAAAUGAUCAUAACCAAACAGAUGAUAACAAGUAUGAGGAAAAGGUUAUGAAUUUAGGAAAGUUAAUCAUAGAAAAAUCGGACAAAUUAAAAAAAAAUGAAUCAGAAGCGCAUGAAAACAAAAAUAAAAACAAUAAAAAUAAAAAGGUAAAAACAGAUAGCAGUAUGAGAGAUGAUCCACCAGUUUAUAAUCAAGACAAUCUUCGUCAUCUUUUAGCGCACAAUCAAAAAAGGACAAUUGCGCUGCGCAAAGCGCAAAAAAUAAAAAGUUUUAGAACAAAAAAAAUUCAAAAUCCUGUUUUACCUAAACCUCGAGGUAUCAUAACUGAACCUGACCCAGAGGCUUAUUUAAAAAAUGCUAUAAGUAUUUUGGACAGAGAAACACGAAAACUCAAUAAUAAUAUAAGAAUAGUUCGUGAUAAAAACAAUAAAGGAAUGUUAUUAUUGCGUGAUAGUCAGCACUUUGUUCCAAUAUACACAAAUUCAAAACAUUUAAAAAAGAAAGAUGUCGCACCUCAAAACCUUAUUCCUCAAAAUAGUUUAUUAAAAACAUUAGAUGAUGAAGCAACAAAGUUAUAUAAAUGGGCAAAUGAUGUUAUGAAAAAUAUAUAAAUAACUAAUUAUAUAAAAAUAUAUAUAUAACUUAUCUAGAAAAUAUGUUAAUAGCAAUAAACGCAAUGAUUUCUUAUAUUAUAAUUGAACAAACAAAUAAUAUAGAUACUUAAAACCGAAAUGUAAA